Molecule: messenger RNA, 1426 nt
Organism: Phascolarctos cinereus (koala)
Lineage: Eukaryota; Metazoa; Chordata; Mammalia; Diprotodontia; Phascolarctidae
Gene: ACTRT3
Product: actin related protein T3
Source: RefSeq, a predicted model, not a curated record
GGACCGGGAAAGUCAGGGAAGAAUUGACUUGGCACCAAAAAGAAGCUGGCUGGGGCUAGGAAGCACGCUAUUGGCCCCACCAUUGACAAAGAAGGAGGCGUAGAUGCUGAUAGGAUGAAUAGCUAUGCCCCUGCUGUGGUGAUAGACAAUGGCUCUGAGGUGCUGAAGGCAGGCUUGGCCGGAAACAGGGACCCCCAGUUCAUUUAUGCCAACAUAACAGGCCGGGCGAAGGGCAAACCCGGGGCCUCCGAAAACUCACAGAGGGAUCUGUUUGUGGGUGAGGAAGCCCAGGCCAGGAGAGGCUCCCUCUCUAUCAGCUAUCCAGUGGCACGGGGCAUUGUCACCUCCUGGGCAGACAUGGAAGCCGUGUGGAGGAAUGUUUAUGAACAUAACUUGAAAAUGAAGGCCUGUGAGAGUCCUGUGAUGCUCACAGAGCCAGCACUGAACCCCCUGGCUAACAGGGAAAGGAUGACCGAGUUAUUCUUUGAGAGUUUUGAGGUGCCGGCCCUUUUUGUCUCUAUCCAGUCUGUCCUGGCCCUCUUUGCCUCAGGCUAUACAACAGGCUAUGUGCUGGAUUCAGGUGCUGGUAUAUCCCAGUGUGUGCCCGUCUUUGAAGGUUACUGCCUACCUCAUGGUGUCCUUCGGCUGGAACUGGCUGGACGAGAUCUCACCGAGUACCUUAUUAAACUCCUCCAGGACCACAACAUCUUGCUUCUCAGCCCCUCGGACAAAAAGAUUGUCAAUCACAUCAAAGAGAACCACUGUUAUGUAGCUGCCAACUUUGAAGAGGAACUGACCAAGAAUCCUGCCAUGUUGGAGAAAACUUACAAAUUGCCCGAUGGAAAGACCAUCAAACUUCAUGAUGAGAUGUUCAGAUGCCCAGAGAGUCUUUUUCUUCCAGGGCACCUGAAUUUGGAGGCUCCUGGCAUUGACAAGCUCUGUUUCAAUAGUAUAAUGAAAUGUGACACAGAUUUAAGGAACAUCUUCUUCUCCAAUAUUGUCCUUGCUGGGGGAUCGACCUGUUUCCCUGGUUUAGAUAAGAGGCUAGUAAAAGAGCUGGCCCUCAUGGUGCCUGCCAAGACUUCUGUGAGGGUUUCUGCCCCACCAGACAGGAAAAUAUCUGUGUGGAUGGGAGGUUCCAUCCUUGCCUCCCUCUCUGCCUUUCAGGAUAUGUGGAUCACUGCUACAGAAUUUAAAGAGGUCGGACCCAACAUAGUACAUCAGCGAUGCUUCUGAAAAUCCAUUACUGAUAAGAUGCUAAGGGGAAAAAAAUGUGUGUGUGCAUGAAAGAAAGAAUAUGUGCAAAAGAAAGAAAGAGAGAGAGAGAGAGAGAGAGAGAAUUUGAAGAGAUUUUACCUAAUUUUUUUCUGAGAGAGCAGAAAACAUUUUAGCUAUGCCUUUGCUCCAAUUCCAUAAUAAAACAUUG